Molecule: messenger RNA, 1199 nt
Organism: Colletes gigas
Lineage: Eukaryota; Metazoa; Arthropoda; Insecta; Hymenoptera; Colletidae
Product: esterase CG5412
Exons: 5
Coding region: 129-791 (220 amino acids)
Biological process (GO): response to retinoic acid
Cellular component (GO): nucleus; cytoplasm
Source: RefSeq, a predicted model, not a curated record
AUUUCUAUAUAACAUUGCUUUCAUAACCUACAUUUUAUUCAGUAGCGACUAAUAUAAUUUUUGUUAUACGUAUUAAAUAUUACAGUGUUUGUAAUAUAAUUUUUAAUACAGUUUAUUUGAGAUAUACUAUGACUGUUGUACCUCAUAAAUUACGUAUACUUGCUAUUCACGGAUAUGCUCAAUCAGAUGUUAUUUUCAAGACGAAAUUGGGAUCACUGAGAAAAGGAUUUAAAAAAGAUGUAGAGUUUGUAUUUUUAAAUGCACCUCAUCGAGUGUCGAUGAAAAGUAAUUUUGGCAGUGAUAAGAUAGAAGGUUAUGCGUGGUGGUUCAAUACGGAAGACCAUAUAUUUAAAGCAACUACGCCAAGCAAUUUAUCUGUAGGUUUUGAAGAUAGUUUGACUUUAAUUGAGAAAACGUUUAAAGAGUCUGGCCCAUUCGAUGGUAUUUUGGGCUUUUCGCAAGGAGCAAGUUUUGUUACUAUAUUAUGUUCCAUGCAGCAAAAGAAAUUACUGCGAAUCAAAUUUGAUUUUGCAAUUAUUAUAUCCGGAUUCAAAUCGUUGUGCGUACCUCACGCAACAUAUUACGAUGAAAAAAUAAGUAUCCCCGCUUUAAUUAUUUAUGGGGAGAGUGAUAAAAUUAUUCCACCAGAAAUGGUACAGGAAGUUGGUAAAUUGUUUAUUAAUGAAACAGUAUUAAAGCAUGAAGGUGGUCACUAUAUACCAAGUAAAAAAGAAUUUUACAAAGAUUUUAUAAUGGCAAUGGUACUGAAUAAAAACAAAGAUAAUUGUUAAUAUCUAAUCAUGCCGUAUGACAUUCAAAGAAUAAUAUAAUGUAUAAAUAUAGCAAGAGCUUAUAUAGAUUGUAUUACAAAAUAUAAUCUCUGUUGAGUAAUAUUGAUAAAUUUAUUCAAAUCAGCUAUAAAUAAACAUCAUACAGUAUACAUUAGAGGUAAAGAUCAUUAAAUAAACUAUAUUGGGUCAUCCAUAUGGCAACAAGUUAGAGUAAAACCACAAAUGUGAAAAUUUUCACCAUUUCUAGUAGAAAUGUAUUUCAAAAUCAUUGGGUGAUUUUUUUUUUUAUUCCUAGUUUUAUGCGUAAUUUAUAAAUGCGAGUUAUACACAUUUAUGGUUCUAUCAUAAGAGGGAUGAUAUAAAAUAUAUUUAUAAUACACAAUCAUUUAGUAUUUUACUGAACUUUAU